AUUGUGCUGUCCUACUAGUUUGACCAAGUUCCCUGGGCUCAGAGAGGCGUAGAAAAGGCAGGAGAAAAGAGCAGAAAGUUUGCGCACAUUUACACACUUCAGUUGUCCUUUACACGCAUGUCCAAGGAGCCCAGUUCCAACCUGGAGAGUGCCAUGCAGAUGCUCAUAAAGACGUUCCACAAGUACUCUGGGAAGGAGGGCGAUAAGUACACGCUGAGCCGGGGCGAACUAAAGGAGCUGCUGCUUGAGGAGCUGGGGACCUACUUGGGGGGCUCCAAAGAUAAUGAGGCGGUUGAGAAGGUGAUGAACGACCUGGACGCCAACAACGACGGGGAGGUGGACUUCACCGAGUUCAUCAUCCUGAUGGGCGCGCUGACGGUCGCCUGCAACGACUUCUUCCUCGAUACCAAAACGGAUGAGAAACCGACAGAUGAAUGCAAAGGCGGGUCGGGGGAGAAGAAAAAUUGAGUGGAAGAGCAGAAUCGGGGCAGAGAAGGGAAAGAGGGUGAAGAGGAAGGGGCUGGGGGUCGUUAAAAAGGAGGAGGGAAAGUAACUGUAUGGGAAAUAGGACAGAUAGGAUUUUUCUUCUUAUGCAAUUUGUAAAUGCUGCAGCUACAGGAGGAGGGGAACGGGGGGCAGAAGGUGUGUGGGUUCAUUGUGAUUUGGGGAUUCAGCAAAAGAAGAGUUUUAGUUUUUUGCAACCGUAUUUCAGACCAAGGCAUAUCCGUGAACUAGUUGCAGUCAAAGCAGAGAGCGACGUUACAUACAGAACCAGGUUUAUAUUACAAUUCCUUCAACUCAUAUUUAGCAGUUUUGACAGCAUAAUCUGGAUUACUGGAAAGAAAAUAAAUUUGGCAAAACACACCCUGGGAUGUUUGAGCAUUUCUCAUGCAUGAAUAAUUUGUGAACAUAAACUAAGUUGCAAAUUAUUAUAGUAUGUACUCACUGUAUGUACUCAGUGUUAACAAUACAACAUGUUGUAUCGCCUUUCCUGUGCAUAUUUUGUAACCCAUUUUGGCAGUGACCAAUGCAUUUCUCAAAAUAUUAAACAUGGCAU
Molecule: messenger RNA, 1057 nt
Organism: Pungitius pungitius (ninespine stickleback)
Lineage: Eukaryota; Metazoa; Chordata; Actinopteri; Perciformes; Gasterosteidae
Gene: s100s
Product: S100 calcium binding protein S
Exons: 3
Coding region: 118-468 (116 amino acids)
Cellular component (GO): cytoplasm
Molecular function (GO): calcium-dependent protein binding; calcium ion binding
Source: RefSeq, a predicted model, not a curated record